AUGGCUACGGGUUUCGCCAAAGAUCAGCCGGCAGGGUCUAAGAAUUACGUUGAAAACAUUGCCGUUGUCGGUGCUGGAGGUCAAGUCGGCAAAUUCGUCGUUGAGGCCCUCCUGGCAAAUGGCAAACACAAAAUCACCGCGCUCACCCGUGAAGGGAGCAAGAAUGUCAUUCCUGACGGAGUGAGCAUUAAGAAGAUUGACUACGCCAACCCCAGCACCAUCGUCGAGGCUCUCAAGGGUCAAGAUGUGCUGGUCUACACCCUCGCCGUGACAGCAACCAAUGAAGCCGAGAUCCUCCAACAGGCCGCUGCUGACGCUGGAGUGAAGUGGAUCUUGCCGAAUGAGUUUGGAAGUAACAGCAAUAACCCCGAGGUCAACAAGGACGUUCCCCUUGGACUUGCCAAGACCAAGCUCCGGCAGCAUAUUGAGGGCUUGGGAGUCAGCUCGUGGAUUGGUAUAGCGUGCGGUUUCUGGUAUGAAUAUAGUUUGUCGGCCGGCCCAUGGUCGUAUGGAUUCGACAUCAAGAAUCGCGCUGUUACAUUCUAUGACGACGGCACACAGCGACUCAACACUAGUACCUGGCUACAGACGGCUCGGGGUGUAGCAAAUCUGCUCGCGCUCAAGGUGCUUCCGGACGAUGAGAAUGACAAGAGCCCGCACCUGUCACAGUUCAAGAAUGACUUUGUCUAUAUCUCAUCUUUCAAACUCAACCAGCAGGAGAUUUUUGAAUCUGUUUUGAGAGUCACCGGCACAACUCGAGAUGACUGGACGAUCACCAACCAGCCGGUCAAGGAGCGGUUCGCUGUUGGUCAGCAAAUGCUCCAGUCUGGAAACCGAUCAGGUUUUGGCUUGAUGCUGUACUCCCGCAUGUUUUACCCUGAUGGACCGUGUCUGCACCCACGCGAUGACAAUGUAGUCUUGGGUUUGCCACAGGAGGAUCUAGAUGAGCGUACAGCUGUUGCGGUCAAGAUGGUCGAGGAGGAAUACUUUGAGAAACACGUUGUUCCGCGUGUUAGUGGUAACUGA
This is a messenger RNA of Talaromyces atroroseus, 1026 nucleotides long. RefSeq lists its product as hypothetical. Lineage: Eukaryota; Fungi; Ascomycota; Eurotiomycetes; Eurotiales; Trichocomaceae. The transcript has 2 exons. Gene Ontology annotation, molecular function: oxidoreductase activity. Bases 1 to 1026 code for a protein of 341 amino acids. The record is from RefSeq and is a predicted model, not a curated record.